Mollisia scopiformis is the source of this 2437-nucleotide messenger RNA. RefSeq names its product MFS transporter-like protein. The transcript is spliced from 5 exons. NCBI's taxonomy places the organism in Eukaryota, Fungi, Ascomycota, Leotiomycetes, Helotiales, Mollisiaceae. Gene Ontology annotation, molecular function: transmembrane transporter activity. Gene Ontology annotation, biological process: transmembrane transport. The record is from RefSeq and is a predicted model, not a curated record. The coding region runs from base 457 to 2109 and encodes 550 amino acids.
CCAUCCCACUUCGACCAGAAUAUUUACCCUCGGCCAUUCACAAAGCGAAGUGGCUCCCAAACAAUCCUCGUUUAGACAGCCUUGAUUAGUAUCAUGUCAUAAAAAACGUAUCUUUUAUCUCCUCUUGGCCGCUGCCAAACUAUCCUAGCAGCGGUUCGGGGAAUGAAAACUCAUCCCACUUUUCAAUGCUUAAGUUCAACGUCGCAUGCACAUGUCUGCUUAUGGUAGGAUCAAUGGAGAUCUAUCGAGGUCUCUUAUCAUGGUUGACAAGGUGUGAAGUCACAGUUACUGGUGAGCAGGUGGUGAUACGAAUGGGGCAACUUUGCGAGGUGCAGAGGGUAUAUAGGUUCAUGCUUCCCUCUGAUACGGUCUAGACUUUUCUGCCGCGUGACGUCUGGUGACUUUUGAUUUCUGCGUACUUCCUCAUUUUGUUGUGUCUGUGAUAUACAUUUCAUCAUGACUACCCUCAGGCACGGUCAUCUUGAUGAAGAUGCGAUUCCGGGAACAGUACAUCUCGUUGAUCUCGAAGGGACAAUCCGCGCAAAACACUCAGCUGCUCACAAAGAUGUCGUUCUCGUGCCUGCUCCUUCUGCAGACCCGGAUGAUCCUCUGAAUUGGUCGCCUCGGCGGAAACUUUUGAGUACAGUGAGCUUGAGUGUGUACACUCUCAUGGUCGGAAUUGCAAGUGCUGCGAUCUAUAGUGUUUUGGAACCCAUUAGUGAGGACACUGGGUUGACAUUGGGUGAUUUGAAUGCUGGAACUGGGUACAUGUUUUUGUUCUUCGGCUGGGGAUGUUUAUUCUGGCAAGCACUUGCUUUGCAAUACGGAAAGAGGCCCGUUUACUUAUUCAGCAUGUUGGCAACUCUGGGAAUCAUGAUCUGGGUACCUCACGCAACAACGAAUGGGGCAUGGAUAGGAAGCAAGAUCUUGCAAGGUUUCGUCGGCGCUCCAAUUGAGUCUCUUUGCGAGAUCUCUAUCACCGACAUAUGGUUUACUCAUGAAAGAGGAACAUACAUGGGAUUGUAUGCGUUCAUGCUUGCCGGUAGUAACUUUCUCGCCCCAGUUCUUGCAGGUUUCAUCAACGACGGUCAAGGCUGGCAAUGGGUGAUGUACUGGUGUGCGAUAUUUUUGGCCAUCGGCUUCGUCUUUUGCUUCUUCUUCAUGGAAGAAACGAAUUAUGAUCGCGAGCCCCUCGAACUCGUGAACACGCCAACAGACACACCCGGAACAUCGACGCCGAAGGACGGGACGCUAUCUCCAUCACUUGAUCCCGAGAAAACUGGCGUAAUGCAAGAGCCUGAGAACAUUGAUUCUGCUGUAAGCGUGGACGAAUACAAGAAGAAAACCUACUUGCAGAAAUUGUCUCUCCUGGACAAGAAAAGGGACUUCCACCUUUUCAGAAUGAUGAUCAGACCGCUGCUCUUCUUCUCUUUGCCAUCCGUGGUAUACGCUGGGUUCUCGUACGGAAGCAAUUUAGUCUGGUUUAAUGUCUUGAAUGGCACAGCGUCUCUUAUCCUCUCAGCGGCGCCCUAUAACUUUCCGGCAUCCAUGGUUGGGCUUUCUUACGUUAGUCCGUUGAUCGGUGUAGCGGCGGGAUCGUUCUACUCUGGCGUGAUUGGAGAUAGGGUUGUCCUUUGGCUGGCAAGGCGGAACAAGGGUAUAUUGGAGUCGGAGUAUCGGCUGUGGCUUUUUGCCCCUUCAUUGAUUCUGAUUCCUGGAUCCCUGAUUCUAUGGGGCGUUGGGGCCGCACACCAUGUGCAUUGGUUCGGCCUCAUCUUUGCAAUGGGAGUGAUAUCUGCCUCCAACUGCAUUGGUGUACAAUUGAGCGUCAGUUAUUGCAUUGACUCAUAUAAGGACUUAAGUGGCGAAGCUAUGGUUACCGUUAUCAUCAUAAGAAACACCAUGAGUUUUGCUGUCAAUUAUGGGAUAACGCCUUGGGUCACUAACAUGGGGUAUCAGAACGCGUUCGUUGUAGCCGCCUUUGCAGGGUUGGCUCAAGUGUUGACCUUCUUGGCUGUUGUCAAGUGGGGAAAGAGCUGGCGAAACAAGACGAAGAAGACGUACUAUAAGUUUGUGAAGCAGAGUGAGGGGUUGGGCGUUACGCAUUAAGCAGGGACUUAGCUUAAUUGAUAGACACCACUUUUGGUUGCUCAUACGCAGCCGAAUCAUUCGACUCGAGACGGCAACUCGGUUCCAAGCGAAUAGAUUCAGACGAAUUAUGAUUUCUCAGUGAAUAUUCUGUAUUGUUGGAAAGUUACAUUGUCACGGAUGAGAGUUUUGUUGCCGACUUCUUGGGCUUGUUGCUGUCUAGAUGUGACGACAAUAAAUCCACACGUGAACCUCACGUGCCAUCUCAUCUGAAUACUGGCUUUACGCCUUCAAAUCUUUAUGUUGAAAACAGUACGUCUCAUAUAGCAUGCGACAAUUAAGAGAGCAC